GGUCAUUUUCUGUCAAUCUUGCUGAAGGAAAAUGAGCGUAACCCAGCAGUUAUUUUUGCCACGGUCUUCCUAGUACUGUACUUGAAAUCUGAAGACACGCAGACCAGGAAUUCUGUAUAUAAUGCUGGGAUUUGGAUAUUCGCCAUUCUGACUAUUGUUAUGGUUUCCUACUAUGGGUUCGAGAAUGCUGGUGGAGGGAUUGGCUAUUCUGUUUUGAUAGCGUUUGCUAUCUGUUUUUGUGAAAUGUUCUGGCGAACUUUUAUGAUUAAUGAAGAUGUGCCAACAGCUACUGAAGGACAAACGACAGACGGAGGUUACAAUUAUGGAGUUUGCUCUUGGAAAUUGUUUUUAGGAUGGUUCAUCCGUAUUGUGAUCGCAGUCGGGCUAAUCUACAUUGCGUACUUUGCUUCAUCACAAUUUACGCUUUCUUCGUCAAAUGAGGUUCAAGUGAAACAACAAAAUCAAUGUAAUUGUAAUCACUAUGCAUAUAUUUAUUAAUUUUAAGAUAGAAAUACAA
Messenger RNA from Corticium candelabrum, 517 nucleotides. RefSeq lists its product as uncharacterized. The coding region runs from base 160 to 498 and encodes 112 amino acids. The transcript is spliced from 4 exons. The record is from RefSeq and is a predicted model, not a curated record. NCBI's taxonomy places the organism in Eukaryota, Metazoa, Porifera, Homoscleromorpha, Homosclerophorida, Plakinidae.